AUGGCUGGCGGCUUGUCCAAAAAGGCCACCAACGCGGAGCGGCCCUCCGUGGAGAAUGUCGAAAACCCCAAUCAACAGGCCCCAAUCAUCUCAUUCAACCCAUCCGAAGAUGUCUCUUACGGCCGUAACGGCAUCAUGGGUGUCCUCGACUCGCCAUAUGUUUGCGGAGCCGCUCUUCUCGCCUCCCUCGGAGGCUUCUCCUUUGGCUAUGACCAGGGUGUUAUCUCCAUCAUCAAUGUCAUGUCUCAGUUCCAUGCUGUUUUCCCUCGCGCUGAAACAGCUUUUGGUAAAAGUCUGAUGACGGCUAUGCUGGAGCUUGGCGCCUUCAUCGGUUGUAUCUUCAUGCCUGCUCUUGCCGACAAAAUCUCUCGGAAAAAAGCUCUCGUCUUCGUCGUCGUCAUCUUCAAUAUUGGUGCUAUUAUGCAAACCGCCGCACCCAACUACGAAGUGUUGGUUGCUGGUAGAACGAUCGGCGGUAUUGGAGUUGGAACUCUUGCCAUGGGUGCACCGAUCUACAUUUCUGAAGUCGCGCCUCCCAAUUUGCGAGGUACCCUUCUUGUCCUCGAAUCCAUCUCGAUCGUCUCUGGCGUAGUAAUAUCCUUCUUCAUUACCUACGGCACUCGCCAUAUGGAGGGUGAAAUUGCCUUCCGUCUUCCUUUCGGCCUCCAGAUGGUUGGAUCCACCCUCCUCGGCAUCGGUAUUCUCUUCUUCCCCUACUCUCCCCGAUGGCUCGCCCUCGUCGACCGAUCCGAUGAUGCUCUAAAGUCUCUCGAGCGCCUCCGCCGUCUCCCUCCCACCGACUCACGCAUCCAGGCUGAACAUGUCGGUAUCAUGACCGAAGUGAGAGUCCAGCGUGCCGUCCAGGCGAAGAAUCAUCCCGGAAAGAGCUGGCUCCAGCUCGAACUUCUCGGCUGGCUCGACCUCUUCCGCGGCCCAACCCUGCGCCGCACCUAUGUUGCAGUCGGAGUCGCAUUCUUCCAGCAGUUCUCAGGUAUCAACGGUUUCAUCUACUACGCACCGACCCUGUUUCAAUCCCUGGGCCAGAGCGAAGAAAUGUCGCUCAUCAUGUCCGGUGUCUUCAACGUUCUCCAACUUGUAGCCGUCAUAGCUUGCUUCACUAUCAUUGACAAGGUCGGCCGUCGACCUCUCGCUAUUUGGGGUGCCCUCGGUGGUGGCAUCGCGUGGACCGUCAUGGCCAUCCUUUCAGGCUUGUACUCUCGCGACUGGUCUGCCAACCCUGCCGCCGGCUGGGCCGCCGCAGCCAUGGCCUUCCUCUUCGUCCUUAUCUACGGCGUCUCCUACUCUUGCCUCGGAUGGGCCCUCCCCGCCGAAGUCUACCCCAACGCCAGCCGGUCCAAGGGUGUCGCCCUUGCCACCGCGACGGUCUGGAUCUGCAACUUCAUCGUCGGGAUCGCCACGCCCCCCAUGCUCGAGCAGAUCGGAUACGGAACCUACAUCUUCUUUGGUGCGUGGUGCUACAUUGCCGUGGCCUGGGCUUACUUCUUGGUUCCCGAGACCAAGGGCAAGACUCUGGAGCAGAUGGACGAUGUCUUCAACGACAGCUCCGCACAGGAGGAGAGGGAGAUUCUGCAGGCCCAGUUUGCGGUCGAGGCGGAUCUUGGAAAGGGGAGCGCAGUGAAUGUAGAGAAUGCAUAG
Molecule: messenger RNA, 1656 nt
Organism: Clonostachys rhizophaga
Lineage: Eukaryota; Fungi; Ascomycota; Sordariomycetes; Hypocreales; Bionectriaceae
Source: the annotation of a GenBank genome assembly